Messenger RNA from Anopheles funestus (African malaria mosquito), 5362 nucleotides. It is a transcript of the gene CYLD, whose product is annotated as ubiquitin carboxyl-terminal hydrolase CYLD. Lineage: Eukaryota; Metazoa; Arthropoda; Insecta; Diptera; Culicidae. The record is from RefSeq and is a predicted model, not a curated record. The transcript is spliced from 9 exons. Gene Ontology annotation, biological process: protein K63-linked deubiquitination. Gene Ontology annotation, cellular component: cytosol. Bases 745 to 4455 code for a protein of 1236 amino acids. Gene Ontology annotation, molecular function: cysteine-type deubiquitinase activity; K63-linked deubiquitinase activity.
UACACAAAAAGUUGUUAAAUCCAUUUGGCAGGAAAGUUUCUAUCAAUUUACACGAUCAACUUGUUAUACGCUACACGCUGGACAAAUUAAAUAGAAAAAAGCGUUUAUAUUCGGUGGGGGAAAGGAAAAUUAAUCCUCCUGGAAUCCAUCCAAGUGAGAUUCACUUGGCUUGCGUAAAGUUAGUCACGAAAUCGUUAUCGUCUGUUGUGUGCGUGGGCCAUUGGCUAUGACCGCUGAGGACUGAAGGAUAAGACUGUCUGUUUACAGUCAAGGGUAUCGGAUGAUUUAUGUUUCGCUCGUACUAAACGUUCUGUAUUGGUUUCCGUUUGUUGACACAUUCAUUUAAUAUUUAAUUUAAUUUAUGUUUAUUAUUAUUUUAGGAUGUUAUUCACUCCUUUCCUGAGCAACAGAGUAUAUGGUGUAUUUUUCUUUGCAAGGUAUUUAAAUUAAUGUAUGCAGAAAAUAUUCACCGUGGGCAGCAAAAGUGUGGCUUUACGAUAAAUCAUGGUCAGAUAUAAUUUAUUCUACCGAUUGUAGCGAUGAGGCACAAUUUCAGUAUUUGCAAUACCGAGAUACAUCGGAAACGGGUGUAAAACGGCGUAUUUGAAAUUGAACAUUCCAAGCAAAUCUUUACACCGUUACGCGCAUCGUUCUACCAGGAAGCGCAUGAUCUUCACAAUCGCUACUAAUCAUCUGUGAUACUACUGCUUGGAUUGUUUGCAUACGGCAAGGUAAAGAAGCGAAAUGUCGUCCGGUGGAAACAUAUACGCCAUCAGCACGGAACGGUUCCGUGCGAAGGUGGUCAACGUUCCACUUUCGUUGGGCGGCAUUAAUACGGGAGGCGGUGGAAGCGGCAGUAGCAGUAGCAGCCUUAUGUCCGGCAGUGAUGCGGCCGCUACCGGUUCGCCAAUAACCGCAACACCGACGGAUGCAUUAGCAGUCGAUGAUCGGAUCGACAUCGAGCCCGGUAUGACACUGCAGAUCGUCGAACAACCGUCGAGCAAGAUCGCGUUGAUCAAGAUAAAAGAUUUUUACGGCACGGCGACAGCGAACAACCGCGCUGGCGGAACACCGAGUACAGUGAACAGUGUACAGACCAAUCCCUACGAGAACCGAAUAUUUCAAUGCCAAGCGGCAAACCUGCAGCGGAUCCCUUCCGACAUAUGGCCGUACAUCAUCGCGAUACUGGAUCCACUGGAACGGUGCGAGUUUGCGAAACGGCCGAAACUAUUUGGUUCGGUGAAACAGCUCCGCACCGGCGACAUUGUGAUGGUUUCGUGGCUGGCCAAAAAUCGGCACGUAACAUACGAUUGCAUUAUACGUUACGUGGGACCGGUACCGAAAAUCGGACCCGGUUACUACUUUGGACUCGAGCUACUGAAUUUAGAAAAUGGUGAAUCACCACAAAAAGAUGACAUCGAUUUUGUAUCCGACUACAUGAACUGUGAGCCGCGGUUAGCAUUGAUUGUAGCAGCAAAUUGGAUCAAAUUUCCCGAACACGAAGCUUCCGGCAAGCAGCAUCACCAUAAGCGCAACCUGUUGGACAGUUUAGUGUGCGGUGCCAGAGAUCUUAACAAUCGCUUAUCGCGACGAACUGGCAGCAGUAGCAAACAUUCCGCUGACGACGCAUCGAGCAAAGGUGGUGCUGUUCGCAGUGGGAAAAUCAUCAACGGUGAAUACCCACCUUACGCACGAUCGUAUACGCCCGAUCUGACGAGCAGCAGUGUAGGAGGAUCGAACCGAAAGUCUACCGACAUCGGUACACUGUACGAUAGUUUCAGCUGUCUGCAGAUGGACCCGGCCGGCACGAAGGCAAUGCACCAUAAGAAAAUUGCAGCAUCCAUUUCCAGCCCGAAUCUGUCGAAGCAAGAUAGUAGCAGCAGUACGGGAAGCUCCGGUCGGUACGUGAACAGCCAUCCGAUGGAUAGCUACGGGGAUGAGUAUCACCGAUUUGUCGAGCAUGGUCAGCAGCAUCAGCAUCACCACCAUCAUCAUCUCGCGGACGAAGCGUAUCGUAGCUCGGGCCGUAGCUCGCAGAACAGCUCGAACAGUAGCACGCUAAAGCAUUCCAAGGCACGGUCGGGAAAGGUGGCUCGCUCGUCCGGCUCAAACUCAUCCGUAAACAGUGCUGGUGGCGGAGGAUAUCAUUCUGUUAGCAAGCAGAGUACGAUCCUCAGUUUACCCGAUCGUGAUGUGGUGGUGAUUGAUUCGAACGAGAUCGAUGAAGCGAUCAAGAACGCGAGUGAUGUGAUCGUGGUCGAUCCACCGCCCGUACUCAGCCCAACCGAAAACAGGGAGGUGGAGCUGAUGGAUCUAUUGGGCAGUAGCAGCUGGCCGGCGGAAGCCGGUGAAGUGGCCGCCAUACUGUCUGGGAGCAGCAGUGAUAAGAAGACUCAAACUCCUUCCACGACAUCGUUGGCGUCUGGGUUGGCGUACGGGAACGGUUUGGCAACGGGUACGGGAUACAACACCAGCGGCAGUACUAGUAGCAAUAGUACGGCCAACAGCAAUCACAGCUAUCAUAGUCACAACGGGUCUACGACAGCCGCACGUUACGAGCGGAAUAAAUCGCUUAAUCCUCUGGCACACAUCGGCAGCCCGAAACCUGUUGAAACGCUUGCGUCUGGUUCGCGAAAAGUUCGGACAGGCGAUUCAAAACCUACCACCGUGGAUGUGGCAACAAUGACGAAACUAAACGACGGAUCGGCGACUGGAGGCUACAUCACAUCGAACGGUAUUGGACCGGCGGCAGUAUCGAAUGGCAAUGAUAGUAACGCAACGAUCAAUGCCAACGGUUUACUCCCUCGCAUUGGUUCCAUAUCGCCAGAAUCGGACCACGGUGGACCACCGGCCGUAUCACCGCUACAGGAACUUCCGAACGAUCCUUCGCUCGGUGUCGGUUCGAUGGUGGAGGUAACGCUGGAUGUGUAUGAUACUUCCGGUUCAACGCCCGCAACGACAGAUCCCCUACUGUACGGUGUUAUACGCUGGAUUGGACCACUGCCAACACCGGGCAGUGGCAGUAACCAUCGUAAGGUGAUGGUUGGUGUCGAGCUGGAAGAUGAACCAAUCGAUCCGACGCUCGAAACGACCAACGGAACGCACAACGGUGUGAGGUUAUUCAAAUGUCCUGCCAAUCGUGCAAUAUUUGUGCAUACGAGCCAAUGUAGUCGCGACCGGCGGUUCCAGGACAUACCGCCCAUGUCACCGUGCACUUCGCGAACAACGCAGGUAUCGUCCGCGGGCAGCAAAACCGACACCACCAUGUUUGGAAAGGUCGACUGUCCGGUAGUGAAGGGAAGGAUGCCACCAUUGAAAAUUCUAAAACUGGAGGAACUGGAAGAAAUUUGUGGCAAGUUCAAGGGCAUACAGGGACAUCAUAACUCCUGCUACCUAGAUGCAACUCUCUUUGCGAUGUUUACCUUCACCAGUGUAUUCGAUUCGUUGCUGUUCCGGCCUAAAGAACCUGAGGAUAAUCCUCAGUACGAGGAAGUGCAGAGAGUUCUGCUGGAAGAGAUCGUUAACCCAUUGCGCAAGAAUCACUUUGUGCGGGCAGAUCGGGUACUUAAGUUGCGUCAGCUGCUCGAUCGACUAAGCUCCGUUACGGGGCUGAUGAGUGAAGAGAAAGAUCCGGAAGAGUUUCUUAACAGUUUGCUGGCCCAAAUCCUUCGUGCUGAUCCAUUUUUGAAGCUAAGUUCCGGACUGGACACGUUCUAUUAUCAGCUGUUUGUGGAAAAGGACGAACGUUUGAACUUGCCCUCGGUACAGCAACUGUUCGAGCAGAGUUUUUUGGCGUCCAACAUAAAGCUGAAGGAAGUGCCGUCCUGUUUAAUCAUCCAGAUGCCCCGAUUCGGGAAAAACUUCAAGAUGUAUCCGCGCAUUCUUCCGUCCCAGGUACUGGACGUUACGGAUAUCAUAGAGGAUUCUCCACGUCAGUGCUGGGUUUGUGGAAAGCUAGCUGAGUACGAAUGUCGCGAGUGUUUCGGCAAAAUGCAAUGCGAAGGACUGGAGGGUACGGCAAUCUGCAAAAGCUGCAUCGACAGCGUUCAUCACCACAGCAAGCGGCUGAACCAUAAACCGGUGCCACUAUCGGUACCGCAAGAUUUCAUCCCGAUGGCUCCACACUGCGAAGUGCCUCGACUGUACAUGGAGCUCUUCGCAGUCGUAUGCAUCGAAACGUCCCAUUACGUAGCGUUCGUUAAGGCUGCCUCCGGUCAGGAUGCUCCCUGGUGUUUCUUCGAUUCCAUGGCUGAUCGUAAUGGUGAGCAAAACGGCUAUAAUAUUCCAAAAAUGGUUCCGGUACCGGAUCUACCCCGUUGGCUAACGGAGGAAGGUUCGCGGGCGUUAAACGAGGAGGCAGUCAACGAUAAAAUGUUACCUGAGCAUGCCAAGCGAUUACUGUGCGAUGCGUACAUGUGCAUGUACCAAAGCACGGACGUCAUGAUGUACCGAUAAAUGAGAAUUUGGGUCCAUUUCUGUGUCACAUGGUCAUAAUUAAUAACAGAACCAAAUCCAAUCCAACUUUGUUUCGAUCCCAAUCAACUUAAAUACUGAUUGCGUUGAAAGGUACAGUCAAGUUAAAAUGGUGUCAAUGGUUUACUUAAUGUCUAGUUGGAAUUUCAAAAAAAAAAACUUUCAAACUCGCAAGUGUUGAACAGUUUUGUGCAUUAAGAGUAACGAACGAACGAGCCACUGAGCCAGAACUAUGGACCAAAACAGCUUUGGAAUGGGAAUGAAAGGUAAAGGAAGUGAAAUUGACACCGCCAAGAGAUUCGUUGUUGUUGAACGGUUUUUGGAAAACACAUUAGCUGAAUAGACACACGUAUAUAUAAAGCAAAUGCUACAUAUUUCCAUCAACUUACCUAUUGUACUACUUUUUCUGCUAGUAACGUUGAAGAAAGGAAGAAAAUAUGCUUUAGUGUUAAGCCGAUAUAUGCUAGUGAGAGGCCUGGUUAAAAGUUCUUUAAUAUAUAUAAAAAAAUUGAACAAAGUGCGUAAAACUAAACACUGGACGCAGAGUAAAAAGUAAACGAAACGAAAUUAGAUGAAAACCAAGCAAGAAUCUAAAGAGAAUAUACUUAUACAUCUAUACAUAUAUAAACGAAAGAAAUGAAAUAAUAUAUGUAUACUAUAUUAUAUAUAUUUAUACAUUAUACAAGUAGGAAAACAAAAAGAAAAUUGGCAAUCGAACGUGUUAUGAACGGCUUCAGAGAAAACUAUACUUUAGAAGUAUGUUGAAGAACUAGAAAAAAAACUGGGAACUAUCUCUACUAUGCAGUAGCAGCGAAACGGCCGGGAUAUAGUUAUUGCGCGAAUAAUUUAAAUAAUAAAAUAAUAAUAAAAAAUAGUGCUAAACGUAAAA